Acaulospora colombiana is the source of this 565-nucleotide messenger RNA. The record is from the annotation of a GenBank genome assembly. Lineage: Eukaryota; Fungi; Glomeromycota; Glomeromycetes; Diversisporales; Acaulosporaceae.
ACCAAUGUUCUUUCAACAUUCUUGCUUGCUUCACUGCUCACGCCUAUGAUGACGAAAACGGCACAGAUAGGUACUCCAGAAUGCAGUAGCGAGUUUAAACCGCAUAUAGUCUUGUUGAAUAGCGAUGCGCACCUUGCGGCCAACUUUUCGCAGAAAGACGCACCAGUUAUCUACGACUCGCUCAACGAACCUCACAACUUUGAUGGCUAUGAGCGCUAUCGAACCACCAAACUCAUGGGCCUGCUACUUCUCCCCCAACUCUGUUCCUCCUCCAGCGAGAAAGGCAACGACGAGGUAAUCAUUUGUGCCGUAAACCCCGGAUUUUGCAAGAGUGAGAAAGUAAAGAAGCUACCCAAUUGGAAUCGAAGGUUCUUGUACCGGUGUUUUGCGAUAACGACUGCAGAAGCCGCAGAGAAUAUCGUAUGGGCGUGUUUGGAAGAUGCUAUUCCGUCCGGAAGUUAUGUGAGAAAUCGUGCUGUCUCCUGGUCCAAUCCAAGUUGUGGACAGAAACGAGCGAGCUCCUUGCGAAAUUGUCCUAAAUCCUCGCCUAUUCGCUUGCACCUGG